Messenger RNA from Etheostoma spectabile (orangethroat darter), 2227 nucleotides. RefSeq lists its product as uncharacterized. The record is from RefSeq and is a predicted model, not a curated record. Bases 140 to 2227 code for a protein of 695 amino acids. NCBI's taxonomy places the organism in Eukaryota, Metazoa, Chordata, Actinopteri, Perciformes, Percidae. The transcript has 16 exons.
UGUAGUUGUGUUUGUUAGCAGGAACCUCCCUCAUCAUGCCCAUAUGUGGAGGCCUGUAGAGUUUAUGCCUGUCCCAAACGCUUUAAAAACAAGGCGAAAGCAGCAACGUUAAGGUUGCCCAUUUCCUACCUCUUGUGCCAUGGGUUCUUCAGUUGGAUUGGGGUGGCUUACUCUCCUAUUAGCUGUUGUAAAUAUAAGCGCUCAAAAGAAAUCCUUGAUAAAUAUCAACUCAAAAUGCUUGGGGAACGUCAUGCGUUUGGAUGUUGGUCCACUUGGAGGAAAUCUUCUUGAAGUGUCUGGUGUUGUUAAUAACUCUACAAUUGUCCUUACACCAAGAUUAGCUUCCAUGUGUGGCUUCAGCAUGAAGAUAGACCCUUUGGGAAAUGCUAUGAUUUUUGCCUCUCUUCAAAACUGUUUUGCUCAGAAUGUGGACGAUAAGGCAUUUACAACAAACUUAAAGCUUCGUCUGCACGGGAAUUGGAUGACUGAAGAUGAGGUGUACCAGGUGGCUGAGACCUGCCAAUACACUGCCUGGGCCUCCAGAGAAAUUGUCUGUGUCCAAAACUAUAUGGAGGUGUCUGUGAAGAGGGCGGCUCCAGAUGAUUAUGCCCUACCUCUACAUCACGUCUCAGGGGCCAAGUCAAUGUUUCGUGAUGUUCGACAAGCUAUGAAACAACCCGCCAAUGCAGAAUUCAGACUCACAACACUCUCAUUCUUCACUCCCGAGGAGAGGAUCAUGAAAGUCCCUGAAGCCCAGCGCAGAGGUUAUGGGAUUGCAAAAACCCCUACAAGGCUGGUUCUGCGUAUCCCAAAGACUUCACCUGAAAUAUACACUCAGACUGUUGCCGGUGUGCCAAUGAUGGUGCUUAAAACGUCAAUGAAAUUUGAAAAGAGGUGGCUGGUGACUCAAAUCAACGCAGAUGCGGCUUGCCCAACAUUGGAGGGUAGCGUUUCCUUCACCCCAAACACAAUCAACUGGAUCCUGCCAAGGAACAUUGACCCGCUGAUGUCCUCUGGUCAGUUUAAACUGUUGGAGGUGCACAUGGGUGUUGAUGGCCAGAGGCUCACCACUGCUGAGAUGGCUGCCAGACAAUAUGUGCUGUCUGUCACUGAUGUACACAUUGUCAUUACAAUUCCUGUUGGGGCUGUUGGUGGCCACUUUAAGAGUCAUGUUCAGGAUGGUCAGUACCUUACUACUUAUACCAUUGCCCCAAUGCUUGAGUUGCUCUGGACUGAAGACACUGCUCACGAGGACACAAGAUACAAAGUCAUCCUUCCCAUCACGACACCUCUUCUGUCUCGACCUCUGCAAGUCAUUGACAACACAGUUACCAAGGAGCAGAUAUUUAAGGUGCUGAUUGGGCCUUUCAGCCCUGAUGUAGCACUGGUAAACAUCACCUUCCCCUAUGAGGUUUUGUCAGUGGCAGACGGCAACCUUCGAGGCUUUAACAUCCUGCAGCACGAGUCCCACAGCAGCUCAAAGGUCUUUACACUUGAAGUGCCCUUCACGGACCCUAGUGUACUACAAAUGACAGAAAAAGGCACUACAGUCUACUCUCUUUACCUGACCUUUGGCUUGCUGGUUCUGCCGGAGUUUGCUCCAUUUUCUGUCUCUGCUCAUCUGGAAGCUAAAAUAGUAAACCUAGUUCAUCCCUCAGUCUCUGGUGGCUGUGAUGGUCAAAACUUUUAUGUCCUUGUGAAACAUGGGACCAGCUCCUUGAACUUUCAGAUCAUAGUAGGAAGACAAGUGUUGACCCCGGACUUGGCUCAGCAGUUCGGCUUCAUGGACAACGGAACACACUUAAGUUUUUCAGUACCAUCUUAUGCCCCCAUUGUUGUGAAAGAGGCUGUGGGGUCCUCUAUCAGAAGCAGACUCGAUGUGGCACUGAAGUAUCCUGAGGCCAACAAAAAUAUUAAAGACUUUUCUGUGGCUUGCAAUUUCUUCUCAACACUGACUGAGUGUUUUCCUAAUGGAACCAUGACAGCUGUGGCACUGAAACUGGAGUCAGUUCCCAGCCUGAACCCCAGGCAUCUCACCCUCAGAGACCCCAGCUGUGGUCCCUCCUAUAGCAAUGACCACUAUGCUUAUUUUGUCUUCGCUGGAAACUCCUGUGGGACAACCAGAAAGUUUUUGCCAAACAUGAUGUUGUAUGAAAAUGAAAUCUCUGUGCCAGAGGAACAUUUAAUGAAGACCAACUUAAAUAAGGACUCACUGGAGUAUCAGUAA